Messenger RNA from Nilaparvata lugens (brown planthopper), 2247 nucleotides. Its product is annotated as glucose dehydrogenase [FAD, quinone]. Gene Ontology annotation, molecular function: flavin adenine dinucleotide binding; ecdysone oxidase activity. NCBI's taxonomy places the organism in Eukaryota, Metazoa, Arthropoda, Insecta, Hemiptera, Delphacidae. The record is from RefSeq and is a predicted model, not a curated record. The coding region runs from base 293 to 2170 and encodes 625 amino acids. The transcript has 10 exons.
AUAACCUCACAAUGAGCUUGUAUAUUGUCUAUUUCACUGCAAGAUGCAACUUGUAGGAUUUCACAUUAUUUCAGCUUUAUGUUUUAGUUAGUGAAGUUUAGACCAAUAUUUCUAGUCAAUGACAAUGUUUAUUCCUUAGUCGAUCUCAUGGUGAAUGAUGUAACUAUACUCUCAAUUGCCUUAACUGUAAUUAGAUUAGUCAACUUACAGUAAGUAGACCAAUAGUCUUUCAAAUGAGAUUUGUCAAAUUGUGUCGUAGUCCAAAUCUUAAUGCACAUAUCAUUCGAAAAACAUGUUCUAUUUGAACUAUUGUUACAUACUUUUUGUGUAUAGUUUUUGUGCUGGAAUUUUUACUGUAUUUAUUUAUUUGCACCAAACGGCCGACAUUCUAAGUGCAUGGUUGCUGAGAGACUUUGAGCAGCCUUUGAAUUUGAGCUACGAUUAUAUAGUAGUAGGCGCAGGUACAGCAGGCUCGCUAGUAGCGGCAAGACUAGCAGAAGAUGCCGAUGUUUCAGUGUUGGUUUUGGAGGCAGGUGGGGCUCCUUCCCCUUUAUUCGACAUUCCCCUUGCCGCACCCAUGCUACAGCUGACGCCCUAUGACUGGCAGUACAAGACUGAGCCCCAGAGUGGGGCGUGCUUCGGCCUAAACGACAAGGUGAGCCCGUGGCCUAGAGGGAAAAUCUUGGGAGGUUCUGGGCGGUUAAACUAUAUGGUUUACCUGAGAGGCCAUCGCAAUGACUACGACACGUGGCCCUCUGAUGAGAAUGAACACUGGUCCUACAACGAGGUGCUACGCUAUUUUAAGAAAUCCGAAAAGCAGUAUGGUCGAUUCAAAAAGAAUACCAACUCGCACGGCACCGCUGGUGUGAUGCCCGUGUCCGAUCUACUGAUCCGAUCUGAGUUCUCAGCGGCGGUCGUGUCGGCGGGCGAAGAGCUGGGCUACGGCAGGGUGGACCUCAACUCAGGCAAUGCCACCGGAUUCAUGGAGGUACAGACCAUGACUCGCAAUGGGUCGCGGUUCAGCACUGAUCAGCUACUCAGUGCUAGAAACAAUAUUAGGGUGUUGACACAUGCCCAUGUUAUGAGGGUGUUACUGAAGAAAGGCUACGAAGCAAAAGGUGUGGAGUAUUGGAGAGGAGGUGGAAGUCAUAUCGUGAAAGCCAAAAAAGGUGUCAUACUGUCAGCUGGCACCGUAGCUACUCCUCAAAUCUUAAUGCUUUCGGGAAUUGGACCAAAGAAACAUAUCCAAAGUCAUAAGAUAAAAUCAGUCAAUAAUUUACCAGUUGGAGACAAUCUUCUGGAUCAUGUAACAACUGGUUUGGACAUCAUCACAUUGAAUUCUUCGUCUCCUAUUUGGCAUACUACCAUGACUAAUCCGAUGUAUGCAUUGGAUUACUUCCUCAAUUCAAACGGUCCGUUCACGUCACCAGGCUGUGAAUCGGCAGCUCUGAUCAAAACCAGCCUGGCCAAAGCCGCAGAUCCGCCGGAUAUUCAGAUAAUGUCGUUUCCAGCCGGUCUAUCAACAGACGCCGGAGUCGUGCUGCGAAGGGCUAUGGGAUUCAAUCAACUGUUAUGGAAGAAAUACUUUUCAAAUCUGGUUGGUAAAUCUGUGGGAAGUUUAUUAGUGGCUCUUCUCCACCCGAAAAGCAAAGGAACCAUUCGACUGAGAAGCAGCAAUCCUUUCGACCCGCCAGUCAUCAACCCCAACUACCUCAAGCACCCCGACGAUCUUCUAACUCUUAGUAAAGGUAUGGAAUUCAUCGAUAAACUGAUUAAAACAAAAGCGAUGAGAAAAGUGAAUGGCGAACUUAAUGAGCAGCCUCUUCCAGGAUGUGAGUCAUUCCAGUUCGCCACCAUUUCAUAUUGGGCGUGCUAUGUCAGGCAUAUGACACUCACUGCUUAUCAUCCUGUGGGGACCAGUAAAAUGGGACUAAAAAAUGAUCCCACCGCUGUUGUGGAUACUACUUUGAGAGUGCGCAACACAAACCGCCUAUUCGUAGUGGACGCUUCAGUGAUGCCAACCCUAACCAGUGGUAACAUAAAUUCUGUGGUGCUGAUGAUAGCUGAAAAAGCAGCCGACAUAAUAAAGAGGAUCUGGUAUUUACAGCAGGCUCACUGUCACAUCACAGAUAUACUACUUAGUCCCAAAUAUUCUCAUGUGAUAUCAUAGCAUUAUCUUUAAAGUAUCAUUCGGUUCCUGUUCGUUUGUAAAUGACUUGUAUAUGAUUUUGGGGUAUUAUGGAGUGA